UUAUUUUUAAAUGUACACAAUCGAAUGGAUCAAAUAGUUAAAGUACUCAAAAUUUCGGAGAUCUUGACAUCUUUUCUGAGAAAAUUCUUUGUGUUUCAAAAAAAUCUGACAUAACCUUUUUUAAAUUAAAAACUAAAAAUGAAUAUAAUAAAAUGUAUUGGUAUAUUACAACGCUAUUCAAGUGUAAUAAUAUCCACCAAACGAUUUAUGUUAAAACAAUCGAUUAAUCACAUAAUGAAUAAAAAGGUGUUCGACAGAUACAUACGGCUUCCUGUGCCUUGUAACAAAGUUUUGGCUACAUACUUCUGGAUCGAUGGUUCAGGUAUUAAUUUAAGGAAUAAAGACAGAAUUCUCAACUGUACCCCCUAUACUGCAGAUGCUGCACCAGGAUGGGCUUUUGAUGGUAGCUCAACCGGACAAGCGACAACGGCAAAUUCUGAUACAAGUUUGAAACCAUGUGCAGUUUAUAAGGAUCCGUUUAGAUUAGAACCUCAUGUUGUUGUAUUAGCUGAAGUUUAUAUGGGUGAUGGAAAACCAGCUCUUACCAACCAUAGGAAAUUCUGCAAUGACUUGUGUGAAUUUCACAAGGCUGAAGAACCAUGGUUUGGGUUGGAACAGGAAUAUACCAUGCUGGAUGUUGACGGCUGGGGUCUGGGUUGGCCUAAAGGUGGUGGUUUUCCAGCUGUCAACUAUGAAUUUUCAUAUUGUGGAGUGGGUGCUAAAUAUAUUGCUGGUAGAGACGUAUGCGAAUCUCACGCAAAAGCUUGUCUUUAUGCCGGAUGUGAUUUUGAAGGAACCAACGCAGAAGUAAUGUUUGCGUGCUGGGAAUGGCAGAUUGGAACAACAAUUGGAAUAAAGGCUGCUGAUGAUAUGUGGAUGUCAAGAUAUGUAAUGUCCCGUGUAUCUGAAGAUUACGGUGUUGUUGUUACCUACCAUCCUAAGCCCAUGGGUGCGAAACACCCUGGUGUCGGCAUGCAUCAUAACUUUAGUACUAAAAGAAUGAGAUCCGAUGGUGGUUUUAAAUUCAUUGAAGAAUGUAUAGGGCGAUUAGAAAAGAACCAUAUGAAACAUAUGAAAAACUAUGGAAACGAUGAGAUGACUAACAGACAGCGUCUAUCUGGCAAAUUUGAGACUGCACCAUUUGAUAAGUUUUCUUGGGGAAUGGCUAAUAGAAAAGCUUCAAUUCGUUUGCCACGAAACAUUAAAACUGUUGGAAAAGGCUUUAUGGAAGACAGAAGACCUGGUGGAGAUUGUGAUCCUUACCUCGUCUGUGGCUUGUUAAUGGAUACUUGUUUAGGAUCUGCUCCUGGGGGUGGCUCCACCAAAAAAUGUUAGAAUCGUAUAAUCGUCUAGGUAGUGAGCUACAAGUGUUUAUAUAUAGAUGGCUAUCUGUAUUAUUAUUGAGUACUUAUACUUAUACAUACAAAUUUAAAAAGUUUUGUAUCAAGUUUAUUUUAUUUAAUAUGUCUGAAAUUAUAGUCUUGUCAAAUAA
Messenger RNA from Leptidea sinapis, 1492 nucleotides. RefSeq names its product glutamine synthetase 1, mitochondrial-like. The record is from RefSeq and is a predicted model, not a curated record. Bases 139 to 1335 code for a protein of 398 amino acids. Gene Ontology annotation, molecular function: glutamine synthetase activity. Gene Ontology annotation, cellular component: cytoplasm. NCBI's taxonomy places the organism in Eukaryota, Metazoa, Arthropoda, Insecta, Lepidoptera, Pieridae. The transcript has a single exon.